AUGUUAUUAAUUUUAAAUAUUAUUAUGACUUUCUUGACCACUUGGCAUCUUGCCCUAUUAAGUUGUUACGAAAAUAGUUGCUAAUUGACGCACGUAACACGUUUUCCGUUUUUUAUUUCACAAGUCACAACAAAAUGGCACUAUCCAGAGCCAGACCAAACGUAAAUAACGAGGUUUUUGAUCGAUAUUGGAUCGAACAAAUCAUUUUGGAACUUGGUGAUGAAUAUCAAAUAAGAGUGCAGUGGGAUGUAACUACUGCUAUUUUAACCGGAACCUUUGCAUUGGCUGGUGGCUUAGUCGGUGGCUAUGCAGGUGGCCGGUUAGGGGCUGCUAUUGGUGCAGGGGUGGGUGGUGUUGCUGGAUUUGCAUUGGCAUCACUUCGUGAAAUAUGGUCUCUUAUCCGAGAUAAAUUGGAGGAGUUGAUUUACAUAGUGUUCAAUUAUUUGAGAAGGAUUGAUCCAGUAGACUAUGUUCGAGCAUUCGACAUUCUGAUGGCCUGCACGGCCAGUAGAAGGGAACUAGUGUUUACUAUCCUGGACUUUCUAGCAGAGAAACUCGGUAGACAAGUUGUAUCUAGUUUAACAGUGGCUUGAUAAAAUCCAUGUUUAAUUUAAUGCCUAAGGCUGCACAGAGCUCUUUGAUUGUUAUCAGAUCAGUUAUCAGAGAUCAAAAGCAUCAACAUUCAGAAAGUGUUUGAAAAAAACUUAUUCUGAAUAAAAAAAAUUGACUUUGACUUCAGACUUUGAAUAGUAUGUAAAAAUUUAUUUCAAUAAUGUAAGUAUUUAUAAUUGCUUAUUUGCGCGGGACGUAUAUAAAUUGAUCCUAAAAAUCAAACAAUUAAGCAUUCAUUAUCGCCGAGUGAUUGUUAAGUUGUGUGUGGCCUAAGCAAUAAAACAAAAUCCCAUAUGAAAGAAAUACCUAUUUUUACCAUAAUAUAUGAGGCAUGCGCACUAGAGUUUUUCCUGCAGCACCAAUUUCUGAUAAUGGUUUAAAUUUUUAACAAAAGAAUAUUAGAAAGUUAGUGAUAUUUGUAAUAACGUCAAUUAUUAUUAGUA
Molecule: messenger RNA, 1055 nt
Organism: Aricia agestis (brown argus)
Lineage: Eukaryota; Metazoa; Arthropoda; Insecta; Lepidoptera; Lycaenidae
Exons: 3
Coding region: 135-593 (152 amino acids)
Source: RefSeq, a predicted model, not a curated record